Molecule: messenger RNA, 1479 nt
Organism: Mustela erminea (ermine)
Lineage: Eukaryota; Metazoa; Chordata; Mammalia; Carnivora; Mustelidae
Product: insulin growth factor-like family member 2
Exons: 6
Coding region: 199-666 (155 amino acids)
Molecular function (GO): signaling receptor binding
Source: RefSeq, a predicted model, not a curated record
CUUCCAAAAAAUGCAUUCAGCUCUCACAGUCCUGGUCCCAGGUGUUUCCUUGGGAGGCUGAAGCUGCUGCCUCCCAUUCCGAACUCCUGGGCUCAGGCUCGGAAGGAAUCGCAAGUGAGAGCAGCACUGCUUCCAGCACUGCUUCCCCAAGUCCUUGAGCUCUCAGCUCGGGCAGCUGGGAGGUGUCAGAUCCCAGACAUGAAGCGCAACUGCGCCAGGAUCUGUGUCCAAGUUAGGGACGCAGUCCAGUCCAGGCUCAGGGAGGAAGGAGAAGCGGAUGGAGUUUUGUCAUCUAUGGUGCAUCCGGACGAGCAAGCCUGCUGCGUUGCUCCUGUCUGCGUGUUGGUCUUCCUUCUCCUCCGGUGCUCAAGGACAGUCACAGGGGCAUGGCUGUGCCAUUCGGCACCCAGAUGUGGGGACCAGAUCUACAACCCCUUGGAGCACUGCUGUCAUGAUGACACCAUCCUGCCCCUGAGUUGGACCAAUCUCUGUGGCCCCAACUGCAUCUUCUGGCCCUGCUUUGAGCUCUGCUGUCCUGAUUCCUUUGAGGAGGAGAAGUAUGUUAUAAAGUUGAAGGUUCUGGGUAUAAAUGUUCGAUGCUAUUCCUCCCCCAUGUCUGGGGACCGUGAGAGCAGAAAGAUGUUUUCUCCUUGGGAAAGAUACUGAAGAAAAUAAAUUCCCACUAUGGCGGCUCAGAAAGGAAGGCUGGGGCAGGCCUCAGAGUCUGCGCCGUGAAGACCCUGAGCUGACACCUUUGAGAGACCUUGUCUGCCUGCCAAGGGAUGUUCUCAGCAGGCCCCAUUUUAUGGUCUUCCCAUUGCCUCAGUCAUUGCUCCUUGGCCUCCUGUCUUUCCACCUCAUUCUGCCACCCUUGCUGGUAUGCGUUAGCCCAUCACCUUGGGGAGGUGCCCUGUAUCAGAGGUACCCUUGAUUCUUGACUUGCUCUAUGAAACCCCUUUUGCGAUUAAGUAUCUACGGGUUUCUGUUGCAAAGAUAAUAUGUUCUUCAGACUCUAACUCAUCCAGAGAAGAUCUCCUAGCAGUUACCGGACUUGCUUGUACUCCUGUAUGGCCUCCCUAACUUAAGAGAGAUGACAGAUGGCAGUAGGCCCUGUGGGGCAACCCCUAGUUGCUGAGUUCAUUACUGCUUCAAGUCACUAAUGACCUGUCAGUAUUUGCUUUAUACAUCUGGGUGCUCUGGUGUUAGGUGCAGAGCUAUUCACGACAGUUCUAUAUUCUUGAUGAAGUGACGCUUAUCUUUAUAGUAUGACCUUCUUUGUCUCUUGUUAUUUUUGGGGGGAUUUGGGGGGCUUUUUGGUCUCUUCUACAGUUGACUUAAAGUCAAAAUAGUCUGAUAUAAGUAUAGCCACCCCUGCUCUCUGUCAGCUUCAUUUGCGUGAAAUUAUCUAUUUCAGGGGCACCUGGGUGGCUCAGUCGACCGAGUGUCUGACUCCUGUUCUAGCUUGGGUCAUGAUCUCAG